GUGCAUCCUGAGUGCUGCUCUUUGUUAUUGUUUGAGCUGUGAGUGUUGGGGGGCACAGGGGAUGUUCUGCAGGGCCAGCAGCCUGACUUCAGCUUGGGCUCCAGCAAUAUGAAGGAUGGAAGAGGACGAGGUGACCAUCAGGGAGCAGAACUUUUACAGCCAAGUUAGAGAGUGCAUAAUAUGUUUCCUUCUGUUUGCCAUUUUAUACAUCGUCUCUUACUUCAUCAUCAAAAGAUAUAAAAGGAAAGGAGAUGAACAAGAGGAUGAAGAUGCGACUGUCAAUCGUGUCUCGCUUUUCUUGUGCACCUUCACGCUUGCAGUUUCCGGUGGGGCAGUGCUGCUUCUGCCAUUUUCAAUAAUCAGCAAUGAGAUCCUCCUGUGCUUCCCUAAGAGCUACUACAUUCAGUGGUUAAAUGGCUCCCUCAUCCAUGGUUUAUGGAACCUGGUUUCUCUCUUUUCCAAUCUCUGCCUUUUUGUUCUGAUGCCAUUUGCGUUUUUCUUCCUUGAAUCGGAGGGCUUCGCCGGACUUAAAAAGGGAAUCAAGGCUCGCAUCUUAGAGACCAUAAUUAUGCUCAUUCUUCUCGCUCUGCUUAUCUUUGGCAUCGUAUGGGUGGCAUCUGCUUUGAUUGACAAUAGCUCCGCAAGCAUGGAAUCAUUAUACGACCUCUGGGACUGUUACCUGCCAUAUCUGUAUUCCUGCAUUUCACUAAUGGGAUGCCUGUUACUGCUCCUAUGUACCCCGGUGGGCCUGUCUCGCAUGUUUACAGUAAUGGGCCAGCUGCUGGUGAAACCAACGAUCCUGGAAGACAUUGAUGAACAGAUGUACAUUAUAAGUUUACAGGAAGAAGCACUGCAACGGAAACUAAACGGAGGAAAUUAUACAGCGGAUUACAGCAGGAAGAAGAUUGAACACGACCUCCUGAAUGCAAGGUCCAUGAAAUCAAAAUUAGAAAGACGCAAAAAUGCUUCUGCCUGGCAAAGAAACUUGGUGUAUCCGGCUGUCAUGAUACUGCUUCUCAUUGCAACAUUUUCCUCCGUCAUUUUGGUUUCCCUGAACAUUCUGCGUUUACUGGUAGAUGAGACGGCAAUGCCCAAAGGUUCCAAGGGGUCUGGUUUUGGGGAUGCCUCACUGUUCACCUUUGGAUUUGCUGGAGCGACACUCGAAAUAAUCCUAAUUUUCUAUCUCAUGGUUUCUUCUGUCGUCGGCUUCUAUAGCCUGCGCUUUUUCAGCAGUUUCACUCCCAGGAAGGAUGACACGACGAUGACAAAGGUCAUUGGGAACUGCCUGUCUAUCCUUGUUCUAAGUUCCGCGUUGCCAGUCAUGUCAAGAACGUUAGGGAUCACCCGGUUCGACCUGCUGGGAGACUUCGGAAGAUUUAAUUGGCUCGGGAACUUCUAUAUCGUUGUGGCGUACAAUCUGAUGUUUGCUGUCAUGACAACGUUGUGCUUAGUCCGAAAAUUUACUUCUGCUGUCCGGGAAGAGCUUCUAAAGGCAAUAGGUUUAGACCGACUUCAGUUGUCAAAUAAGUCGAGUGAUUCGCCGUCCCCUAACGGCCACCAGAAGUCACUGUGACGUAGGACUGGAGCCGGUGACAUUCCUUCUACUUCACCAGCCCUGGGGCUGACACUUUGCAUUGUUGGUCAGGCCGGGCACCGGCACUUUGCUUUUGGGAACAAAGAAGAGCAGAAAUCCCCAGGGGCAGUAAAACCCGACAGGGCGGUUGGACCAACGUAUCACAGAGGUCUUACCAAUCAGUACAGUGUAACUUGUAUCCUGGCAAUUCUGCCCAAUAAUGUUAAUUGUACAGCGCCACCCGUGACCUGACUGCCCGCGCUGUAGGAUUCAUGUUUAUUGGUUAAGCUAUAGCGAGUGCUGUCAGGUGAUGCCAUCAUACCUCGGUGCUGAAUUUGCCCUUUGUGUUCCAGUUGUUAUACCAUUUGUAUUAGAUAACUAGAGGGUUAGGAAGCAAUGCAGGAACCCGGCACUGGUGUUUCUUGGCAUACAAAGCGGCAUGGUGCCCACGUGCCAACAAGGGUAGGGGCUGGAAGUAGGACACAUGGAAGCAAACUGCUGGGAACACAAAGGGCUGCCGUACAUGGGAAAUCAUGGCUUUCUGUCUUUUGUUGCUCGUUAGUGGUUAUUAAGUUCAUCAUCUGCCAUAUGUUAAUGUACAAUUACUGGCGCCCAUCCCCAGGCUUUGUGAGACGCAGUUCAGCAACAUGAGUUGGGCCUAGGUCUCCUGACCCUGUUUCAGUUAAAAGGGAAUAUAGUCAUCAAAAACAUAAUUUAUAGUCAGGUUUUGGGGUGCCAGCUGUCUCAGGACUAUAUGGAGCACCCCUGGGCUGCCAACCCUUGGUUACUGAUGUAUGGCGUCACUUUAUUUAGAUCCCAUCGCCCAGAACACACAGUCUUAUAUGUACUAGUCCAGUGUGUCUUGGCAGCAUCAUAUCACCUCUAUGGAAAUGUUACACUCGUGCUUUAGUUCCCCUUUAUCAGGAUAUGGCCGGCCUGCUGCUUCCUGGCAUGAACAUUUCCUUGCUGAAUAUCAGGUGUUAUUUUUCUUUUUUUAUUUUAUAUGAUUAAUACAGCGAGCAUUCUGUGUCCAUGAAUCCUAGCUGGGUUUGGGGUCUGCUGUGGCUCCUCUAUCAGUCUGUUACUGUGGGUUUGGGGUCAGCCGUGGCUCCUCUCUCAGUCUGUUACUGUGAAUAUCCCGCUGUGUGUGACUAUGAACAUGGAGAUUCUGGAGAUUGCUCUUGUGUCAGUCUCUAUUUGUGUCACGGGUUUUAAUCUUAUUUUUGUAUCAGCUUUGUAUUAUUGCUACGCAGCCAUGGCCGUGCUGCGGCUCUUUAACUCCCAGAAGCCUUUGUCCCGCUGGGAGUCUGGGGUUGCACAUAUAUUUCUUAUCCAUUGAAGCUUUGAUAAAGCUCUGCUCUCGUACGGGGCAAUUAUUUUCCUAAGAAAAGUUCUGAAAUCCUUGACUGACAUUGGCGCAGUUUUACGUGUUUGGCACUUUGUGAGUUAAACGGGGGUGUUUACACGCAAAGGCGGGCAACUGCGCUUUUAUUCCAUCUAUGCACAUGGGGGUACGACAGCAAUAAGGGGCUUUGUUUUAUUCUAAAGUUUCUAUUAUUUUAUGUCAUAGCUUUUUAAUUCCCCCGCGGGUGGUAUGAUCCAUGGAAAAGGAACCUUCAUGAUUCCACAUACGGGGGGGGGGCAGAGCACUGGGGUUAUAUAGUUUGAUUUAAUUAGAUAUGGCGGCAGUAUUUUGUAUUGAGGGAGCACAGGCGGUGGUGGAUUUUAAUAUGCAGUAAAUAGGGACCUUGUAAUGCUACACUGUACCCGGAGACGUAUAUUAGGGAUGCACCAAACUUAUUUGAGUUCGGCCGAACCCACCCUGACGGAUUCUCCUGAAUCCCGAACCGAAUCCUAAUUAGUAUAUGCUAGUUAGGAUUGGUAAGGGUUAAAAAUGUCCAUAAAAAAAAAAAAAACUGGAUUCGGCCCGAAUCCUGAACCAAAUCCGGGAUUUGGUGCAUCCCUACCAUAUAUAACCAAUGGGCUGCAGGUCAUGAAGCUCCAAGUUAUUCGAUAGUGUCACCCUUGCCCCCAACUGUAGCACUCCAGCCCCGACACCAGUAGUCUUGGAGAUGCUGGGAGCGAUAGUUGAACUGGAAGUUGGCAAAUCGGCCCCUUCAUAUAAAGUUAUGAGCUUUAUAAGCCCAAUAUGGCCAGCGUAACUCCUCAAGGCCUUAAGGUGGGCUCCUUUAGUUCAGUGGGUCUUUUGUGCUUCGUAUGGAAUCCAUCAGGCUGAAGGAGCGCUAGGGGCAAGUCGAGGGGGCACGUAUAGUUGUGACUAUUUUUGUGCCCAGAGUUUAAGCAAUUCUAUACACUUCUUAGUGAGAGUCACAGCAGCCAUUGAGAUUCCACAGGGACAACGCUGCGAGAAGACGGCGCUCGUAGGGCUGGGAGGUUCGUUUACUAUGUGAACAUUUCUGUUUUUACCCCCUUUACACGCGUGGGGUUGUUACAAAAUGUCCUAUCAGCAAUUCAUAUAGCGAAAGCUUCGACCAAAACCUCAACUGUGUGAGACGCGUACGUCGCCUUGUGUUUUCCGAAAGUUUAUUUUGUGAUAACGUUUUAUUGACACGGAGUUUGAAAUGAACUUCUCUCGCUGGACAAAGGAUUUCCGUGUUACGCGUUUGUGUCGGCAAAAGGGUAUUUUUCAAGACUGAAAUGUGAACGAGAUCACUGGGCGCGCGUAGUUGUGGGCGGCAGUCUCCGUUUUGUGUGUUGCAUUUUGUGUGCGUUGUACUGGAAAAAGUUUAUUUGUACUUUUUGUAAAAUGUCUAUAUCAUUCAAUAAAAUCUGUUUUUUUUAUUGCCAGA
Molecule: messenger RNA, 4383 nt
Organism: Xenopus tropicalis (tropical clawed frog)
Lineage: Eukaryota; Metazoa; Chordata; Amphibia; Anura; Pipidae
Gene: lmbr1
Product: limb development membrane protein 1
Cellular component (GO): membrane
Source: RefSeq, marked validated